AUGGGCUCCGCAAAUUCGACAGCGCGCAUCAUCGCGCCGCUCUCCUUUGUAUUCGACUUUGCAGCGCAGCAAUACGGCAUAUUUUCGUCGCCCAACAUGCUUGACAUCCACAACAAGAAUCCUGCUGCUUUCUCGCCGCAGCCGUACUUCAUCGGGGGCUUCUUCUUUCCACAGCAGCUGGUGCAACUUGUGUGGCUGUGGAAGCUGUGGAAUGGACAAGGAAAUGCGGAGGAGAGGGGUAUGAUGGAGAAGUUUGCCUGGGUUUAUUCGUUGGGGAAUUUUUGUAUAGGAUCUUGGAUGUUCUUCUGGAACUCGAACGACCUCAAGACGUCCAACAUAUUCGUAAUCAUCAACACGGUCGCGCAAAUCCUCUACAUGGCCACGAUCCUGCCACCGCUCGACACCCGCUCGACCCCAAACGUACUCACUCACAUUGUAUCAAAGACGUUUGCAGGAAUUGGCGUUCUCGACCUGCUGCACAACACUUCGGCGGCGUACUACCGCGGCGUCGCACCCAGCACGGUGGUGCAAGUAGCUACGGGUGUGGGGUUUGCAGCGGCAGCAAGCACCAGCGAUUGGAUCUUUGGCGGGUGCCUGGUGUACGAUCUCGUUGCGCUCAGCGUGGGUCAGGAGGGCGGGUGGUCCAGGACGCUCGGCGGGUACGCUGCCAUGACAGCGGGCAUUGUUGGACUGAGGAACUGGUUCUAG
Periconia digitata is the source of this 708-nucleotide messenger RNA. The record is from the annotation of a GenBank genome assembly. NCBI's taxonomy places the organism in Eukaryota, Fungi, Ascomycota, Dothideomycetes, Pleosporales, Periconiaceae.